AUGACGUCAGGAGCCAUGACUAUAGCAGCACAAGCAGACAAACUUAUAAGAGUAGCUGUGACACAGGAGCGUCAGAUGACUCUUGAGUGGGAGAGAGUCAGAAGCUUUGAUAAGGAUGUUGCAAAUAUGUUUUUGAAUAUGGUUAAGGAGCAUAAAAAAGCAAAGGUUGUGAGAGUGGACUUGAAAGAAAAAGCAAAGCCUCGACCUCCAGCACUUAAUACUGUAGAGUUGAUGCGUGUUGCCAGUUCUGGUCUUGGAAUGGGUCCUCACCAUGCCAUGACAAUUGCUGAGAGAUUGUACACCCAAGGUUAUAUUUCAUAUCCAAGAACAGAGACAACACAUUAUCCAGAAAACUUUGAUCUUAAAGGAGCUUUAAGAAUUCAAGAUAAUCAUAGCGCUGGGUCACAUUGUGCGAGAUAUUUUGAAAGAAGGAAUCCAAACGACCCAAGAAGGGUCACGAUGCAGGUGAUCACCCUCCCAUUACUCCUAUGCGGUGUGCUGACAAAAAGCCAGCUAGAUCACGAUUCAUGGCGACUUUAUGAGUACAUUACAAAACAUUUCAUUGGUACACUCAUGCCAGAUUGUAUAUACAUGAGCACAACAAUUAUCAUCACAAUUGCUUCAGAAAAUUUUACUAUAAGUGGGAAAGCAGUUGAUUGAUCCUGGCUUCACAAAGGUUAUGGAUUGGCUGGCUUUACAAGAUGAAGAAGAGCCU
Macrobrachium nipponense is the source of this 715-nucleotide messenger RNA. RefSeq names its product DNA topoisomerase 3-beta-1-like. The record is from RefSeq and is a predicted model, not a curated record. Bases 1 to 660 code for a protein of 219 amino acids. The transcript is spliced from 6 exons. Gene Ontology annotation, cellular component: nucleus. Lineage: Eukaryota; Metazoa; Arthropoda; Malacostraca; Decapoda; Palaemonidae. Gene Ontology annotation, biological process: DNA topological change. Gene Ontology annotation, molecular function: DNA topoisomerase type I (single strand cut, ATP-independent) activity; DNA binding.